Molecule: messenger RNA, 198 nt
Organism: Dentiscutata erythropus
Lineage: Eukaryota; Fungi; Glomeromycota; Glomeromycetes; Diversisporales; Gigasporaceae
Source: the annotation of a GenBank genome assembly
AUGCCGAUACUAUCGAUUGACGACCAACAAAAUGAUGACCAACUAAGUGACGACCAACUAAGUGACGACCAACUAAGUGACAACCAACUAAGUGACGACCAACUAAGUGACGACCAACUAAGUGACGACCAACUAAGUGACGACAAACAAAUUGAUCCACAAGUUGAAAGCCAGCAAGAUGAAAUCCAACAAAACAAU